Molecule: messenger RNA, 171 nt
Organism: Miscanthus lutarioriparius
Lineage: Eukaryota; Viridiplantae; Streptophyta; Magnoliopsida; Poales; Poaceae
Source: the annotation of a GenBank genome assembly
AUGAAGACGUUCGACCCGUGGCCGGUCUUCUUCCGCCGGGAGUGGAGGCGCAACUGGCCCUUCCUCGCGGGGUUCGCCAUCACCGGCUUCCUCAUCACCAAGAUGACGGCCAACUUCACCGAGGAGGACCUCAAGAACUCCAAGUUCGUCCAGGAGCACAAGAGGCACUGA